Molecule: messenger RNA, 1197 nt
Organism: Salvia miltiorrhiza (redroot sage)
Lineage: Eukaryota; Viridiplantae; Streptophyta; Magnoliopsida; Lamiales; Lamiaceae
Product: protein LOW PSII ACCUMULATION 1, chloroplastic
Exons: 4
Coding region: 121-1053 (310 amino acids)
Source: RefSeq, a predicted model, not a curated record
UCCUAAAGUUAUCACGUAUAGUAUGAAGUUGGUGGCGUGGCUCCAUAGAAACAACCAGCAAUCUAAAUUAAGAGCCUCAGAAUGUAUAGUGCGACACACAGUCUGUGACAAGUGCUUGCCAUGGCCGCGCUGCUGCGGCUCCCCACCCUCAUAUUUGAUUGUCCGGGAUCUUUCCCUCACCGUCACAAUUUCGCCGUCACGGCUGUCGACUACUCAAUACGACGCCGGAAAAGUCGAUCCUCCGCCGUCACGUGCUCCGCCUCCGGAGGGCCGUCUUCGUCGGAGAUCAGUUCCACGGCCAAAAUACGAAGCGAAGUUCUGUCUCCAUUUCGCACAGUUCGAAUGUUCUUUUAUCUUGCUUUUAUAGCUAGUGGUUCCCUUGGGGGAUUGAUAGCCCUCAGCCAGCUGAUUGGUGCCCUCGCAAAUCCAUCGAGAGCUGCUGAUAUUACUGAAAUCCUCAAGGGUCUAGGCAUAGAUGUAGGAGCAGUCUCUACUUUUGCAUUUCUUUACUAUAGGGAGAAUAAAUCUAAGAACGCUCAGGUGGCUAGGCUUUCGAGAGAGGAGUUUCUCUCGAAUCUCAAGCUUCGUGUGGAUGAGAGGAGAAUCCUUCCUCUCAGUGCUUUCAGGGGAAUUGCUCGCCUUGUUAUCCUAGCCGGUCCUGCAAGCUUCAUCCAAGACGCGUUCAAACUCAGUGAACCUUUCUCCGAGAGUCUCCUUGAAAGAGGGAUUCUUGUUGUACCAUUUGUGACUGAUGGUGGUUCGCCUAAAUUUGAGUCUGAAGAAGAAGAAGAGACGAAGGAGAUAAAUGGCAAAAGGAAAAGGCUGUGGCAGCUAGAGCCCGUUUAUGCUGCUGAAUGGAGCAAGUGGCUGGAUGAACAAAAGAAACUGGCUAAAAUCUCUCCGGAAUCUCCAGUGUACUUGUCUCUGCGCAUGGAUGGGCGAGUUCGAGGCAGUGGCGUCGGGUACCCACCGUGGAACGCCUUCGUUGCGCAGUUACCACCGGUGAAGGGGAUAUGGACCGGCCUCCUUGACGGCAUGGAUGGUAGAGUUUAAUAACCCAUCGAACUGCCCACAUAUUAAUUCAACUUUUGUUUCUAUACUUUUUUGCUUUUCAUUUAUGUAUUAUAUUUGCCAAAACUCCACUCAAUAGGACAUAUGAUGUACUUACAUUUAGUUGUAAAUCCCUCCAUCUGCAAA